GCGAAGCACUUCCUCACAACAAUUAAACUCGUGAACUGUUAGAGUUCCAGAGGCCAUUUUUUCUGUUAGAUACUAAAAUUAUAUAUUUCAUUUUUAAUAUUUAUUCAUAGUUUAUUAUGUAUGUGUAUUCUAUAUUUAUCUGCAAGAAACAUUUUUAUGUAUUUAGUUUCUUUGCUCUGCAUUGUCAGUGAUGUUGUAUCUGGUCACGGUAUUCAUCCUCACAGUUUAUGGAAUCCAUUGUUGUGUGGAGACCGGUCCAGAUCAGAGGGUUAAUGUUGGGACAGAUGUCUACUUGUCAUGUAAUUUUUCAAAAUGUCAAGGACCUCUGGACAUCAUGUCUCUCAGUGUGGAGUGGGAAUUCCAGAGUAACUCAUCUUUGUCAAAAAUAGUCCUCUACUACAUCAAAAAUCAAACUGCACCAGCUUCUGGUGUAUUUUUUCAAGGAGAUGUAGAAUUGAGGAAUUUUGAUAUACUUCUACCAUCUGUGACCCAUGAGAACAAUGGAACUUACUUGUGCAGAUUGCGUCUUAAUGGCAUUUUUCACAAGAAUCAAACACACCUUUAUAUCCGAUCAGCUCAGACCAGGAGAAACAGUCCAGGAGUGACUGAUCUUCAGGCUUCUCAGACUCUUCCUCACUGGCUUCUGCCUGUGCUCUCUGUGACUGCGGUUGCGAUGCUAAUUUCUACUGCUGUUUUGGGAAGAAAGUUUUACAGAUCAAUCCGGACAGGAGAUGACUCAAAGCAAAAUAUGGAAGAGAUUAAAACCAGCAGUGAUACCAAAGACAUGAGGAUCACUUACAAGGUGGGAUGCAGCUCUAUGCCUGUACUGACAGAUGUAGGCAAUCCACCCAGCAGUCCAGACAACAUCUAUGUCACCAUGCAUGGUUUCCCCUUUACUCCCAUCGCAGCCAGACACAGCAGACGUCUUCCUACUGACUGGCAGUCAGAGAAUGAAGAACCCGUAUUCUGUAUACCUUCUGCCAUCGAGAUAAAGAAAAACUGAUCAUGCUGCUUCAUUCAAAACAUACAAAAUGGGACACAAACAGAAGAAUUAAUUAUUUAAAUAGAUUAGAGUAUAAAAUAUUUAUACUGUCAGGUAGUUUAAAACAAAGUGCCUGAGGCAUUUUUUCUUUAAUUUCUAUCCCCUUUUAUUGUUAUUAAGCAAAAUAUAAUUAUCCCACAUUUUUACAUGAAUUAGAAUUAGAGUAGCCAUUUGUCAUUUAUUGUAAAAGAAUGAAUAAUUUACUGUCAUAUCAAAAAGACUUAAAGUUCACAGCAUACUUCAUCCAAAAAUUCUAAUUCUGUCAUCAUUUACUCCCGUUACCUGCUUUAAAACCUUCUGAAUUUCUGUUGUUAUCACAAAAGAAGAUAUUUAGAAAAAUGUUGUAAAUCUGUAACCAUUGACUACAUUUGUACUUGCUCUUCCUAAUAUGGAAGUCAGUGGUUACAGGUUUUCAGCUUUCUUUAAAAUAUUUUCUUUUGUGUUCUACAGAAAAAAAAGGAAUCAUAAAGGUUUGCAACCAUUUGAGAUAGAGUGAACAGGGAGCAAAUUUAAUGUAUUGGGGCGAAUUAUCCCUUUAAUUAGAGAUGCCCAAACUACAUUUGGCCCUUUGUAUCCUUUAAUUUGGCCCGCCAGAUGGAAAAUGAUUGAGAAAGGCCGGACAAUGCCUUUAACAGAGAUUCUAAUUUCUGUUUUAAUGCAAACUUUUGUUUGUUUUAUUGUUGAGCUACAAAAU
Molecule: messenger RNA, 1736 nt
Organism: Danio rerio (zebrafish)
Lineage: Eukaryota; Metazoa; Chordata; Actinopteri; Cypriniformes; Danionidae
Source: RefSeq, a predicted model, not a curated record